UAGGCCUCCCUCUGGAAUUCAGAGUUGAGCUGCUGUGCAAGUGACUGGCUCCUGGGAUCUAUAAGACAACAGUGAAGACUACAAAAGGGCAAGUGCCACACUCCAAAAGGACAGCUUCCGCCACGCACCAUGUGGUUGGCCCUGCUGCUGCUGCUGACCACAGCGCUGCGCCUGAGCCCGGCAGAGCCUCCCCAGGAGAGGGUCCCUCUUUUCCGACUCAUUCAGCUGGGCCCCUGGGGAAGCGAGGCCAACGACACCACGGGCUCGCCCUGCCAGGGGCUCUUCGCCACGGGGGCCACGACCUUGAAUCUGGCGAACCGCAGCCUGGAGCACCUGCCGGGCUGCCUGCCCCGCGCGCUGCGCAGCCUGGACGGCAGCCACAACCUGCUGAGCGCCCUGAGCGCGUCGGAGCUGGGCCACCUGCCGCAGCUGCAGGUGCUCACGCUGCGCCACAACCGCAUCGGCGCGCUGCGCUGGGACCCCGGCUGGCCCGCGGGGCUGCACACGCUGGACCUCAGCUACAACCAGCUGGCCGCCCUGCCCCCGUGCGCCCGGCCCGCGCUGGGCAGCCUCCGCGCGCUGGAGCUGGCCGGGAACCCCCUGCCGGCGCUGCCGCCCGGGGCCUUCGCCUGCUUCCCCGCGCUGCGGCUGCUCAACCUCUCCGGCACCGCGCUGGGCCAGGGGGACAUCGCCGACGCCGCCUUCGCGCCCCUGGCCUCCCUCGAGGUCCUGGACCUCAGCGGCACGCUCCUCAAGCAGGUUCAGCCGAGGUGGAUGGGAGACCUGCCCAAGCUCACAUCCCUCCACCUGAGGAAGAUGCCCAUGCUGAGGAGCCUGGAGGGGGACAUUUUCAAGAUGACCUCUGACCUGCAACAACUGGAUUGUCAAGAUUCCCUAGCACUCACCUCUGUCCAGACACGCAUCUUCCAAGACACUCCUCGCCUACAGCUCCUUCUGCUGCAAAACUGCAACUUGAGUUCCUUCCCUCCUUGGACCCUGCAUUCCUCCCAGGUUCUAUCCAUCAACCUCUUUGGCAACCCCCUCACUUGCAGCUGUGAGUUGUCCUGGCUCCUCAUGGAUGUAAACAGGACUAUCCUAAGCAGGGCAGCGGACACUGUGUGCGCACCAGCCGCAGGAUCCCCUGGGGCCUUCCCCGCCCCCCUGGCGCUGUCCCAGCUGCCCAGCGUGUGCCCCCAGGACCAAAGCACCACCCUCCGUGAUUCCAGCCCACCCUCCUCUACGGGCUCUACCCACGCGCCUUCCACCCCCGGUCCCUUCUCCCCGCUGCUGAGCACAGCCCCUCCCUCUCAAGCUGUCACCAAGGCCCCCUCCCUCCCUGUGGGCACCCCCUCACGAGCUGUCGGGGCGGGGGCCGCUGCCUCCACUACCGUCUCUACAGCAGGUCCCAGGAACUCCAGCGCUGCAAGCCCGGCCUGGACAGGACACGAACCUACUGCCUCGCAUGUCCUGAACCCUAAUAUUUCAGCUGCCUCCCUCCCACCCACCAGCAAACAACGUGGUCUCCUCCCUGCCUCCCGGAACCCACUGAGCAGCCCCCGGCACUACCGGACGACCCAGGCCACCCCGCAGGCUCCCCACCCAAGUCCUUCCCAGGAUGGAAUUCCAGUCUUGGUUUUGGACGACUCCAGUGAGGAGGAGGAGGAGGAGGAAGAGGAGGGGAAGGGGGAGAAGGUGAGCGCGCCACCCCAGGGCGUGGCCUGCGAUUACCACCCUUGUAAGCACCUCCAGACCCCGUGCGCGGAGCUGCAGAGGCGCUUGAAGUGCCAGUGCCCCGGCUUCAGCCAGGAAGACACCGUCCCAGACCCUCCCAAGCUGCAGGGCGUGUCGGAGAUCACAGACACGUCCGCGCUUGUCCGCUGGUGCGCCCCCAACUCGGUGGUGCGCAGCUACCAGGUGCGCUACUCUGGGGAGGGCUGGCCGGGGAACCAGUCCGCGGUGGGGGACAUCUACGCCACGGCUCGGCAGCACCCGCUGUACGGGCUGUCGCCGGGCACCACGUACCGCGUGUGCGUGCAGGCGGCCAACCGGGCCGGGCUGAGCCGGCCGCAGGCCUCGGGCCGCCGGGGGCCGUGCGCCUCCUUCACCACCAAGCCCAGCUUCGUGCUCAUCUUCGCGGGGCUGUGCGCCGCCGGCGGCCUGCUGCUGGUCAGCACCCUGGUGCUGUCCGCCUGCCUCUGCCGGCGGCGCCGGAGGCAGUGCUCCCACGCGCACCUGGUGGCCUACAAGAACCCGGCCUUUGACUACCCGCUGAAGCUGCAGACCUUCACUUAGCUCAGCGUCCCCUCCUCAAGCGAACUCGAGCUGAGGAGCUGGCUGCCUGCCUGCAGAGAAGAAGAGACCGAGGGUCCAACACGGCCCCGUCCGUUCUGAGCCUCUGUCAUUCCAGAGAAGCUGGAAUUACUGCUCCACCACACACAGAAAUUGGCCAAGUUGAGUUUUUCAGUCCAAGGAACUUCUCUCCCUGCUACUCCACUGGGUCUGUUUCCAGAAACGUGAUGGCCCACAUCAAACCACCCCUCUUGGGGCUGGGCAUUCUUGUGUGGCGGUGUUUUUUAGUAGCAAGCAGUGCUCCUCCGUGUCCAGAAUUGUGUGUGGAAAUGGGAAAAGAUAAAAGCUAUAUGCCAGCCUCCUAUAUACUGUAUUAGAAAUGACAUCUUCAAGCCGUUUUAGGAAGUUGAGGGCAUUAUACUAAGUGAAAUAAGUUCCCCCCUGGUCAAGCUGAGGCAGGGCACGUGUUUGUUAUUCAAGGAACCAACCCCAGUGGGGUUCUUCAUCUGAGGAGGAAGAGCACUGGCUGUUUUCUGAGGCCCCCGAGUUUCUUCGUUGCAUUUCAGGAUAUGGCAGAACGUGCUCCUAGCUUGAUAGUUAAAACCUCAGUCUUUGCCCUAACUGGUUUGGCUCAGUGGAUAGAGCGUCGGCCUGCGGACUGAAAGGUCCCAGGUUUGAUUCCGGUCAAGGGCAUGUACC
This is a messenger RNA of Myotis myotis, 2988 nucleotides long. It is a transcript of the gene LRRN4, whose product is annotated as leucine rich repeat neuronal 4. Lineage: Eukaryota; Metazoa; Chordata; Mammalia; Chiroptera; Vespertilionidae. Gene Ontology annotation, molecular function: protein binding. The record is from RefSeq and is a predicted model, not a curated record. Bases 130 to 2292 code for a protein of 720 amino acids. The transcript has 5 exons.